This is a messenger RNA of Gongylonema pulchrum, 498 nucleotides long. The record is from the annotation of a GenBank genome assembly. NCBI's taxonomy places the organism in Eukaryota, Metazoa, Nematoda, Chromadorea, Rhabditida, Gongylonematidae.
AUGCACGUGCAAGGCAAAUGUUUCAGAAAUGUUGCUGGUUGUUUUACAUUAGGAAAUUUCAGCAUCGAUGCAUCGUCACCAGGUUCGCAGGGAUUCAGUGGCGGUGGGCAGAGAGCGCCGUCUGCUAAUCCGAGCACUGACACUGGGGACAGUGCACAUUUUACGCAUCUUUCAGGCAGCACUCCGAACAGCAGCGGGAACAAUGCAUCUGUUGUUGGUGGCCGACGAGACUUCGGCGUCGAACGAUUCCUUCAAAAUAAGGGACGUUUGAAUGACAGGGGUCAUAAUAGUGGCAGUACGGCACAUUACGACAAUUAUUCGUCGUCUCCAUCAUCUCGGAAAGGUCAUGAAACAGCAAUAACAUCAAGCUACAGGAAGGAAACGCGUGACCGCAUUGAUGCCAUAGUAUUUCUUGCUGUGCAUUUUUAUGAAUUAAUUUUUCGGUCGUUUUUGAUAACCUUUUUGACUGUCAAUAUUGGAAUUUUUGAUCGGUGUUGA